UUGUCGCUUUUUUGGUGGCUUACCACCAAAACAAACCACUGAUCGGUGAGAAAGGCCUUCUGCCCGCCAAGCUGUUCUUGGAGAACAUCAAGCGCUACUUCAAAGGGAAGGUCCACUGGGAGGCUUUGAGCCACGCCCCGACUCUGAUCUGGUUCCUGGAUUGGUCCAGCAUGGACAGCAUCCUGGAUGGGUUCGCGCUGGCCGGCUUGGCCAUCGCGGCGUUUGUCUUGGUCACCGGCUGUGCCAACAUGGUCCUCAUGACCGCCCUGUGGGCGCUCUACCUCUCUCUGAUCAACGUCGGACAGAUCUGGUAUUCCUUUGGGUGGGAGUCUCAGCUCCUCGAAACAGGUUUUCUAGGGAUCUUCCUCUGCCCGUUCUGGACGUUCUCCCAGCUGCCCAAACGGACGCCUCCUUCCCGCAUCGUCAUCUGGGGUUAUCGGUGGCUCAUUUUCCGAAUCAUGCUGGGAGCG
Messenger RNA from Gekko japonicus, 470 nucleotides. RefSeq names its product lipase maturation factor 1-like. NCBI's taxonomy places the organism in Eukaryota, Metazoa, Chordata, Lepidosauria, Squamata, Gekkonidae. The annotation marks the transcript as partial. Gene Ontology annotation, biological process: protein maturation. The record is from RefSeq and is a predicted model, not a curated record. Gene Ontology annotation, cellular component: endoplasmic reticulum membrane. The transcript is spliced from 3 exons.